AUGGCGGAGGCGCCGGCGGCACCACCACCGGCACCAGAGAGAAGGAAAGGAGAGGACGGCGGCGGGCUGCGCGCCCUCGUGGGGGAGGGGCAGGUGGCGGCCCACCAGGCUGGUGGCGGAGGAGGGGCGUCCAUCGCGGUCCUCUUCCCCCUCCCCGUGCCUGCCGCCGAGGCCGAGGCGAAGGGCGGCGGCGGCGGCGGAACGCCCCCACCAGCGGCGGCAGCAGGCGCGGGCUCGGGGGCGGGACUGCCCCGGCUGCGCCUCGCGGAGCUCCACGCCGACCUCCUCGCCCACGCUGAAGAGGCGCAGCUCAAGGCGGAGAGGCUGGCCGAGGAGGAGAAGCGCCUGCUCGCGUGGAUAGAACAGGUGACGGAGGCAGGGCUGGGGCAUCAUGACGGGGACCUGCUCAAGGCUCUCCGCUCUGGUGAAGUGCUUGUGCGGUACGGCUACCUGCUGCUGCUGCUGCUGCUGCUGCAACUAGCAGAGUAG
Acanthamoeba castellanii str. Neff is the source of this 489-nucleotide messenger RNA. RefSeq lists its product as uncharacterized. NCBI's taxonomy places the organism in Eukaryota, Discosea, Longamoebia, Acanthamoebidae. The coding region runs from base 1 to 489 and encodes 162 amino acids. The transcript is spliced from 3 exons. The record is from RefSeq and is a predicted model, not a curated record.